Molecule: messenger RNA, 141 nt
Organism: Dictyostelium discoideum AX4
Lineage: Eukaryota; Evosea; Eumycetozoa; Dictyosteliales; Dictyosteliaceae
Exons: 2
Coding region: 1-141 (46 amino acids)
Source: RefSeq, a predicted model, not a curated record
AUGGAUUCAGACCAGAUGCCAUACUUGGUAUUGUUAAUGAAAAAUAAGAAUGAUAAAUACGGUCUCUUCUUUAAUUGUAAGAAAACAUUAGAAUUUAUUGGUCACAGAUCCAAAAACUCCAUUUUCAUUAGAAAGGUUUGA